GUGGGACAGUGAGGGGGGAGGUGUUUGCUCGCCCCGGUGGCACCGGGGUGGGGUUACCGGCUGGGGCGCUGCCGUCGGUGCCGUUCCCGGUUUCAGCACCGGUGGGCGGACAGCGGCACCGGCACCGGCACCGGCACGGGCAGCCGGUGCCAGUGGCUGCUGCCGCACUGCUGGGCUUGGGACAAACCCUUCUGUCAGUGUCCCCUUACUCUGUCCCUGUCCCCUCUGUCCCCAUCACCUCCAUCCCCAUCAUCCCUGUCCCCAUCAUCCCCAUCCCUGUCACUCCUGCCCCCAUCAUCCCCAUCCCCAUCACAUCUGUCCCCAUCACCUCCACCCCUAUUAUCCCUGUCCCCAUCACCUCCAUCCCUGCCAUUCCUGUCCCCAUCAUCUCCAUCCCCACCACCCCCAUCCCUCUCCCCCCCAAUCCUCUCCCCACUACCUCCCCAUCACCCUAUCCCCACCACCCUGUCCCCGUGACCCAUCCCUGUCCCCACCCUUGUCCCCAUCUUCUUCAUCCACAUGCCCUGCCCCAGCCGGGUGUCACUGCAGGGCUGGCCUGGCCCUGCCCAGAGGUGACCUCGGUCCCUCCUGCUGUGGCUUGGCCAUGCCACUGCGCGGUUAUUUUUGGGCCAUUCUACCCCCUGGCUCCGUGCCUGUCCCAGUCCAGCUUGCAGGGACAGCAUGGGGCUGGCACAGACAAGGGACACGGCUCCAGUGUCGUCCACCCCUUGCACAGACACGUGUCCGAUGGGGACAGCCACAGCUUGGGAGGGGACAGGGACUGGCUGUCCUGGGGACUGGGACUGGCUGUCCUGCGGCCAGUCCUGCCCCAGCUGUCCCCAGGGGCUGCUGGCUGCCAAGCAGCCCAGGGGAGGUGGUGCUGCCCCCACCCCACUGUCCCCUGAUGUCCCUCUGUCCUGAUGUCCCCAUGAUUGUGCUUGCGGUCCCUUGGAGGCAAGGGGGACCCCUCCACCAGGACUGCUGUCUGGUGGGUUUCGGGGUCCCAGCAGGUGCUGCCAUGGCAGGGGGGGCCCGUUGCUGUCUUUCCUGGACCCCCGCCAGCUGCUGGAUAUUUCUGUGGCCGUCGGGAACAGCAGGUAUCCAUCCAGCUGUCUCAGCGGGGCCCUGGCGUCAGGCUGGGCAGGCGCCAGCUCCCACGGCCGGGCCAGCAGCUCUCCUGUGGGUGACACUGCCAUCAGCCGGGCCUCAUCCUGCUGCUUCCUCUCCCUGUUGGGCAUGGUCCCAGGAGGGGGCUCGUCACAGCAGCAAGGAGGGGCUGGGGGCACGGUGUGAGCCUUGGGGCAGGUUUGGCUCUCACAGGGUCACUCAGUGGCACUGUGGCAUGGCCACACCAUGUGUCCGGGAUGCUCUAGGCUCAGCCAUGUCCCUCAGUGGCACCAUGGUGUGUCUGUGCCACGUGCCUGGGAUGUUCCAUGCUCAGCCACAUCCCUUGGUGGCACCAUGGUGUGUCCACACUGCAUGUCCGGGAUACUCCAUGCUCAGCCACAUCCCUCAAUGGCACCAUGGUGUGUCCACACCGUGUGUCUGGGAUGCUCCAUGCUCAGCCAUGCCCCUUGGUGGCACCAUGGUGUGUCCACACCGUGUGUCUGGGAUGCUCCAUGCUCAGCCAUGUCCCUUGGUGGCACUGAGGCACAGCUACUCUGUGUCUGGGUCACUCGGAGCUCAGCAUGGCAUUUCGCCCUGUGUCUGGACAGACCACCCCUGCCCUUUCAGGAGCAGCUGCCUCCUUGGGGACAGCAGGGUGGCUGGUGGCACGGGGCCAAUGAGGGACCACGUGCCUCAGCAGCCGGGUGCACACCGUGCUGGCGCAGCCGGGGGGGACCCACUCCAUGUGCUGACUGCUGGAGCCAGACAGUUGUUUAAUUUCCCAGGCGCGGGCGGGAGGGGGAUGGAAAGUUUCCCGAGGCCGCCGGGGCUGGGACGGCCGCACGCUUCCUGCUCUGCACCAGCGGGCAGUGUGGCCUUGCCGCUGUGCUGGGGGGUCCCUGAGCUGUGCCAUGCUGCCCACCGCACACUGCUCGCCGGGGGCUUCGCCGGCGGCAUCCCCCCGCAAUUCCCCCCGCAAUUCCCCCAUCCUCUUCAGGAAGCUCCUGAUGAACCAGAGCAUCCGCCUGCAGCGACGCUUCACCGUGGCGCAUCCCCUCUGCUUUGACCUGGAGAAUGGCCCCCCGGGCCGGGGCAUGCUGGACCCCCAGGCCAGCCCAGGUGCGGGGCUGGUCCUGCAAGGCACCUUCCCCCACGGCCAGCGCCGCGAGUCCUUCCUCUACCGCUCCGACAGCGACUACGACCUGUCCCCAAAAGCCAUGUCCCGCAACUCCUCCAUUGCCAGCGACCUGCAUGGAGAAGACAUGAUCGUCACGCCGUUCGCCCAGGUUCUGGCCAGCCUCCGCACCAUCCGCAGCAACCUGACCCAUCUCCAGGACCGUGCCAGCAUCAAGCGAGCGUCAAGCAGCAGCCUGCCUUCUGGGAGCAAGGCCAGCCUCACGGGUCCCUUGCCAAGCUGUUGGGUGCCCCCGGCAGAAGAUGCCCACCAGAAGCUCUCGCGGGAGACCCUGGAGGAGCUGGACUGGUGCCUGGACCAGCUGGAGACACUGCAGACCAGGCACUCGGUCAGCGAGAUGGCUUCCAACAAGUUCAAAAGGAUGCUGAACCGGGAGCUGUCACACCUCUCAGAGACCAGCCGCUCAGGGAACCAGGUCUCUGAGUACAUCUCCAGCACCUUCCUGGACAAGCAGCACGAGGUGGAGAUCCCCUCAGCACUGGCCAAGGACAAGGAGAAGGAGAGGAGGAAGCGCCCCAUGUCCCAGAUCAGCGGCGUCAGGAAGCUCACGCAUGGCUCCAGCCUCGCCACCACUGGCAUCCCCCGCUUUGGGGUGCGGACAGACCAGGAGGGGCUGCUGGCCAAGGAGCUGGAGGACACCAACAAGUGGGGGCUCAAUGUGUUUAAAGUUGCUGAGUACUCAGGCAACCGCCCGCUGACGGUCAUCAUGUACAGCAUCUUCCAGGAGCGCGACCUGAUGAAGACCUUCCGCAUCCCCGUCAGCACCUUCAUCACCUACAUGCUGACGCUGGAGGACCACUACCAUGCCGACGUGGCCUACCACAACAACAUCCAUGCUGCUGAUGUGGCUCAGUCUACCCACGUCCUCCUCUCCACGCCCGCACUGGAGGCUGUCUUCACGGACCUGGAGAUCAUGGCUGCCAUCUUCGCCAGCGCCAUCCAUGAUGUUGAUCACCCCGGUGUCUCCAACCAGUUCCUCAUCAACACCAACUCAGAGCUGGCGCUGAUGUACAACGAUGCCUCAGUGCUGGAGAACCACCACCUGGCUGUGGGCUUCAAGCUUCUGCAGGAGGAGAACUGUGACAUCUUCCAAAACCUGAGCAAGAAGCAGAGGCAGUCACUCCGCAAAAUGGCCAUUGACAUGGUGCUGGCCACAGACAUGUCCAAGCACAUGAAUCUGCUGGCGGAUUUGAAAACCAUGGUGGAGACCAAGAAGGUGACCAGCCUGGGGGUACUGCUGCUGGACAACUACUCCGACAGGAUCCAGGUCCUGCAGAACAUGGUGCACUGCGCUGACCUCAGCAACCCCACGAAGCCGCUGGAGCUGUACCGGCAAUGGACUGACCGCAUCAUGGUGGAGUUCUUCCACCAAGGCGACCGGGAGCGGGAGAAGGGGAUGGAGAUCAGCCCCAUGUGUGACAAGCACACUGCCUCCGUGGAGAAGUCCCAGGUGGGUUUCAUCGACUUCAUCGCCCACCCGCUGUGGGAGACGUGGGCCGAUUUGGUGCACCCUGAUGCCCAGGAGAUCCUGGACACACUGGAAGACAACCGGGAAUGGUACCAAAGCAUGAUCCCACGCAGCCCAUCCCCACCACCCGAGGGACCUGGAGUGUCCCCUGCCAGCACUGACAAGUUCCAGUUCGAGCUGAUGCUUGAGGAGGAGGAGGAGGGUGAGUCGGACACAGAGCUGGAGGGGGCUGAGAGCCCCUUGGAUGAGGACAACAGUGGCUCCAAGACACCAGCCACAGAUGACUCUGAGUCGGCCGACACCAAAUGCCUGUCACCCAGCCCUGGGGACCAGGACUCACCUGUCACCCGGCCCAGGGAUGUGGACAACCGGCGGGCGCUGGAGGGGACGCUGCCGAAGGAUGCCAGUGGUGGUGGGUGCUCGGUGCCAGGGCCAGAGGGCAGCCAGGGGCUGUGCCUGGACACAGAGGGCAACGUCACAUUCUUGCCCCUGGGCACAUAGUAGCAUUGACUGGUGGGUCCCCUCGCUGCCACAGGGAUGUGGGACUGGAUGCUGCCCUGGUGAGGGCUGGAGACAGUGGACGGCAGGCAGUGGAGAGCACCAGCACCACAGGGACCAGGGCAGCCGCUGGGAUGUGAAGGGACCCAAAGCAUGUCCCUCUGCAAGAGCUGGGCAGGUCCUAAUGGGCAUGAGGACGCUGCUUGCCUUCUCCCAGCAACUGUCCCCUGCUCCUGCCCAGUGGCCCCAGCUGCUGAAGGUCCCUGUCCCCUUCAGACAGUGGGGACACUGUGCUUCUGCCCCAUCACAGCCUUGGGGACAUCAUGCCACACAGGGCUCCAGGAAGAGGUCCUCCACGGGGCAGGGCACAGCUAAAAGCAUUUUGGUGUCUCUCUGGGUGGCCCCUCGCAGAACAGCAGCCCCACGACAGGACAGCGAGGUGGGCAAAGGGUGCUGGUGACAGCCCCCAGCACAAGGAACCUCAGUGCGGCCAGGCACCGGGGCACAGCAUGGGCAUGAGUCAGUGGUUUAUUUAUUUGGGGACAUGUCCACUUUUUAAAGCCUUUUAUAGCUCACUUUUUAAUACAAGCCUCACCUAGGUGCACUCACAUGC
This is a messenger RNA of Falco peregrinus (peregrine falcon), 4881 nucleotides long. It is a transcript of the gene PDE4C, whose product is annotated as phosphodiesterase 4C. Gene Ontology annotation, biological process: signal transduction. The transcript has 15 exons. Bases 2019 to 4271 code for a protein of 750 amino acids. Gene Ontology annotation, molecular function: 3',5'-cyclic-AMP phosphodiesterase activity. NCBI's taxonomy places the organism in Eukaryota, Metazoa, Chordata, Aves, Falconiformes, Falconidae. Gene Ontology annotation, cellular component: perinuclear region of cytoplasm; cytosol; nucleus. The record is from RefSeq and is a predicted model, not a curated record.